AUGGGGACUUCCUGCCGGGUGUUCCUGGUGCUGGUCUGUCUUCUCACAGGGCCCGGUCUACUGCUUGGCCAGCUGCCGUCCAUCCUCCCGGACGAGAGUGACAAGGUGGUGUCGCUGAACACGCCCUUCUCUCUGAGAUGCUCCGGGGACAGUGAGGUGAGCUGGCAGUAUCCCUCGUAUGAGGACCAGGACCUUGUGGUGAACAUCAGACCUGAGGAGAACAACAGUGGCCUCUUUGUGUCGGUGCUGGAGGUGAGCAGUGCCUCAGCCAGGCACACGGGGCUGUACACCUGCUACUACAAUCACACGCAGACGGAGGAGGCUGAGCUCAAGGGCAGCCAUGUCUAUGUCUACGUGCCAGACCCAGAUGUGGCCUUCGUACCCGUGGGCAUGACGGAGUCCUUGAUUGUUGUGAUGGAUGACGACUCCACCACCAUCCCUUGCCGCACGACGGACCCAAAGACGCCUGUCACCCUGCACAACAGCCAGGGGGUGGUCCCCGCCUCAUACAACAGCAAGACAGGCUUCGUGGGGACCUUCCUCCAUGGGCCCUAUGUCUGUGAGGCCACUGUCCGAGGACGGAAGUUCCAGACCAUCCCGUUUAAUAUUUAUGCUGUGACAGUGGCAGCGUCCGAGAUGAACAUGGAGAUAGAGGCACCCCAAACCGUGUAUAAGUCAGGGGAGACGAUCACGGUCCUGUGUUCCGUCUUCAACAACGAGGUGGUGGACCUGCAGUGGAUCUACCCCGGAGGAGAGAAUGGUAAAGGCACCAUCAUGCUGGAGGAAUUCAAGGUCCCAUCCAUGAAACUGGUGUACACAUUGACGGUCCCCAAGGCCACGGUGAAGGACAGUGGAGAUUACGAAUGUACGGCCCGACUGGCCACCAGGGAGGUCCAAGAGACGAAGAGAGUCACUGUCUCUGUGCACGAGAGAGGCUUCGUGGACAUCCAGCCUGCCGUCAGCCCGUGGGAGGCCGUCAACCUGCAUGAGGUCAGGCACUUCGUGGUGGACGUGCAGGCCUACCCGCCACCCCACAUUUCCUGGCUGAAAGACAACCUGACGCUCACGGCAAACCUCACGGAGAUCACCACGGACGUGGAGAAGGUGCAGGAGACCAGGUAUCGAAGCAAAUUAAAACUGAUUCGGGCCAAGGAGGAAGACAGUGGCCGUUACACAAUCGUGGCUCGGAACGAAGACGCCCUGAAGACCUUCUCGUUUGAGCUGCUGACACAAGUUCCUGCUUCCAUCCUGGACCUGGUCGAUGAUCACCACGGCUCUUCAGGGGGACAGACAGUGAGGUGCAUGGCGGCCGGCACACCGCUUCCAGACAUUGAGUGGAUGGUUUGCAAGGAUAUUAAGAGAUGCAACAAUGAAACUUCGUGGACGAUGCUGGCUGGCAACCUCUCCAACAUCAUCAUGGAGGCCCAGCCCCGGGGCAGGAGCACCGUGGAGAGCCGUGUGGCUUUCGCCAAGGUGGAGGAGACCCUUGCGGUCCGGUGCCUGGCCCGGAAUCUCCUCGGAGCCGAGAGCCGGGAGCUGAAGCUGGUGGCUGCCACCCUGCGUUCUGAGCUCACCGUGGCGGCUGCAGUUCUCGUGCUGCUGGCGAUUGUGAUCAUCUCGCUGAUUGUCCUGGUUGUCAUUUGGAAGCAGAAACCGAGAUAUGAGAUUCGCUGGAGAGUCAUUGAGUCUAUCAGCCCCGAUGGACACGAGUACAUCUACGUGGACCCAAUGCAGCUGCCAUACGACUCGAGAUGGGAGUUUCCGAGAGAUGGACUCGUGCUUGGCCGUGUCCUGGGAUCAGGAGCAUUUGGGAAAGUGGUUGAAGGAACAGCCUACGGAUUAAGCCGCUCCCAGCCUGUCAUGAAGGUGGCGGUGAAGAUGCUGAAACCCACAGCCAGAUCCAGUGAGAAGCAAGCACUCAUGUCCGAACUGAGGAUCAUGACUCACCUGGGGCCACACCUGAACAUUGUGAACCUGCUGGGAGCCUGCACCAAGUCAGGCCCCAUUUACAUCAUCACUGAGUACUGCUUCUACGGAGACUUGGUCAACUACCUGCACAAGAACAGGGACAGCUUCCUGAGCCGCCACCCUGAGAAGCCCAAGAAGGAGCUGGACAUCUUUGGACUGAACCCAGCUGAUGAAAGCACACGGAGCUACGUGAUCCUGUCCUUCGAGAACACUGGUGACUACAUGGACAUGAAGCAGGGGGACACGACACAAUACGUCCCCAUGCUGGAGAGGAGGGAGGCGUCCAGGUACUCGGACAUCCAGAGGUCUCUGUAUGACCGUCCGGCCUCAUACAAGAAGAAGGCUGUGCUCGACUCAGAAGUCAAGAACCUCCUUUCUGAUGAUGACUCAGAAGGCCUCACUCUGCUGGAUUUGUUGAGCUUCACCUACCAAGUUGCCCGAGGAAUGGAGUUCCUGGCUUCAAAAAAUUGCGUUCACCGGGACCUGGCUGCUCGCAACGUCCUCCUGGCACAGGGGAAAAUUGUGAAGAUUUGUGACUUCGGUCUGGCCAGAGACAUCAUGCACGACUCCAACUAUGUGUCGAAAGGCAGUACCUUCCUUCCUGUGAAGUGGAUGGCUCCUGAGAGCAUCUUCGACAACCUCUACACCACGCUGAGCGACGUCUGGUCCUAUGGCAUCCUGCUGUGGGAGAUCUUCUCCCUUGGUGGCACCCCAUACCCUGGCAUGAUGGUGGACUCCACUUUCUACAACAAGAUCAAGAGUGGAUACCGCAUGGCUAAACCUGACCAUGCCACCAGUGAAGUCUACGAGAUCAUGGUCAAGUGCUGGAACAGAGAGCCUGAGAAGAGACCCUCUUUCUUCCACCUGAGCGAGAUCGUGGAGAGCUUGCUGCCUGGCCAGUACAAGAAGAGCUAUGAGAAAAUUCACCUGGACUUCCUGAAGAGUGACCAUCCCGCCGUGGCUCGCAUGCGCGUGGGCCCGGACAAUGCCUACAUCGGUGUCACCUACAAAAACGAGGAGGACAAGCUGAAGGACUGGGAGGGUGGCCCAGACGAGCAGAGGCUGAGCGCCGACAGUGGCUACAUCAUCCCCCUGCCUGACAUUGACCCCGUCCCCGAGGAGGAGGGGGACGUGGGCAAGAGGAACAGACACAGCUCACAGACCUCCGAGGAGAGUGCCAUCGAGACCGGCUCCAGCAGCUCCACCUUCAUCAAGAGAGAGGACGAGACCAUCGAAGACAUCGACAUGAUGGACGACAUUGGCAUCGACUCCUCGGACCUGGUGGAGGACAGCUUUCUGUGA
This is a messenger RNA of Carlito syrichta (Philippine tarsier), 3270 nucleotides long. RefSeq names its product platelet derived growth factor receptor alpha (gene PDGFRA). Gene Ontology annotation, molecular function: ATP binding; platelet-derived growth factor binding; platelet-derived growth factor alpha-receptor activity. The transcript has 22 exons. Lineage: Eukaryota; Metazoa; Chordata; Mammalia; Primates; Tarsiidae. Bases 1 to 3270 code for a protein of 1089 amino acids. The record is from RefSeq and is a predicted model, not a curated record. Gene Ontology annotation, biological process: platelet-derived growth factor receptor signaling pathway; multicellular organism development; embryonic cranial skeleton morphogenesis. Gene Ontology annotation, cellular component: signaling receptor complex.